Messenger RNA from Penicillium verrucosum, 1191 nucleotides. RefSeq lists its product as uncharacterized. The transcript has 3 exons. Bases 1 to 1191 code for a protein of 396 amino acids. Lineage: Eukaryota; Fungi; Ascomycota; Eurotiomycetes; Eurotiales; Aspergillaceae. The record is from RefSeq and is a predicted model, not a curated record.
AUGGCAGCAGCUUUUGUAGCAGCAUUCCAGGUGACCGAUAUUCGAUAUGCUAUGACCUACUAUGGCCCUUUCCUGCGGGAUAUUCCACGGCGAUUGGGCAACAGCACCGUCCUAGAUUCAGCCGUGAGAGCUUUAUCUACCGCUUAUCCGUUUCUCCACACGGGCUCUUACCCACCAAAUGUACUCUUUCUCUAUGGACUGUCGCUGCGGGCACUGAGAGAAUGCUUGAACGACCCAGCCGAGGCCCGAAGCCCCAACACUCUAUGUGCUGUCUAUUUGAUUAUCAUCUGCCAGAGUUGGCUAGGAAAACACGAUGAUUCACUCACUAGUCACAGCGAAGCUAUAGCCCAUCUCCUAAGGGCUGCUGCAGUGCAUGAGUGGAACUGCACCUUUGAGAUGGAGAUGGUCAUUACACUUUGUGUGCCUAUUAUACUCGAAGGGAUCGUCAACCCUCGCAUUAAGAUGGACUCGGAAUUUUGGGAACUGACCUCAACCUUCAAACGUCGUCUAUCUACCUCGCGGGACAACAAUAAGCCGCAAUCAACCACGGAGCUGCAACAUCUCGCCAUGUUUCCUAAAUUCGUUCAAAAUCCCGAGCCACACCUUGCCGAAAUUGCAAAGACGUACAUGCAACUGAGACUCGAUGCACAGCAAAUAAAACAACAUCUUGACCAAUGUGCAGCAGCUGCUCUUGGGUCUUUUUCAUCCUCUGAAGUUGCGAGACAUGGCCGUAUCCAAGCAGCUUAUGCAAUUAUCUCUGCGCUGGCUGUGCUAUUGAACAGUCUUCUUCGAGUUUUUGAUCCCUGGAACGCUUCCUUGGUGAGUGAGGCUGUCUUUCUCUGCGAUGAGAUCACAAUCCAAGCCGAACUGGCAUCUUGCUACCGGCCGAUUGGUGCAGGGUAUAUUCCUCUAUGCUUAGCUGUUGCUUGGGCGGCAUCGGAUAAUCUCACCCAGUUGGCAAGAAUAGAGGCGAUACUUUCUGAAUACCAGUCUGAUUUUGCAGACGUGCCUUGGAUGAGCCGUGCUAUAUGGUUAGCCUCUACCUUGGAUAGACACCGCAUACGAGUCAUAUCUGGGAAAGAGUCCCCGGAAUUCCCCUUGGAGACUGUUUCACUGGCUGAGUCAGGAGGCAGUCGUCGCACCGGUACAGAAAAGGCUUCAGUGCGCGCAGAGUCUUGCUGUAUUCUCUAA